Messenger RNA from Cladocopium goreaui, 707 nucleotides. The record is from the annotation of a GenBank genome assembly. NCBI's taxonomy places the organism in Eukaryota, Dinophyceae, Suessiales, Symbiodiniaceae.
GCAGGAGCUUGAGAUCCACAUUGGCACCAGCUUCAUCUCAGCCGCUCAAGCCUUAAGGGCCGUGGAUGCGGAGGUGAAGGGCAAGACCUUCGACGACCUGGUUAGUGAAGGUCGAGACGCCUGGCGAAAGUUGCUGCGGAAAGUGGAGGUUUUAGACGCAGGGCCGGCUACUGCUGCAACCUUCAGGCGCCUGGAAGUCUUCUACACCUCACUCUACCGGGCCCUGCUUUUCCCGCGGCGUUUGGAUGAAGAGACGCCUACAGGCAUACGACACUGGAGCCCGUACAGCGGGCAAGUGAUGGCGGGCAUCGGAGUUAGUGACAAUGGCUUUUGGGACACCUUCCGAACUGUCUAUCCUUUGUUGUCCAUCGCGUAUCCGAAGCAACUCUCCAACUUUGUGGCGGGAUGGCUGAACUCCUUUGAGGCUGGCGGCUGGCUGCCAAAAUGGGCCAGCCCAGGUUAUCGAGACUCCAUGAUUGGCACCUUUGCAGACGUGGUCCUGGCGGAUGCCAUCGUGAAGAACAUCUCAGGUUUUGACAUCGAUCUUGCCUGGCAAGCCAUGUACAAAGAUUCCUACGAGGUUUACCCAGGGAAGGAUUCGGCGCGCGGCAAGAAAGGUUUGGAUGUUUACAAGGAGCUGCAAUGGGGUGGAAGCACGGCAUGUGAUUCUCGGUGAUCCACUGAAACCUACCAAGCCGGAAGCCCCA